Molecule: messenger RNA, 1740 nt
Organism: Lactuca saligna
Lineage: Eukaryota; Viridiplantae; Streptophyta; Magnoliopsida; Asterales; Asteraceae
Source: the annotation of a GenBank genome assembly
AUGAUUAGGAAACUCAAAGUUUUACAAUGGUCAUCUGAUGUUUCUCGUACCAUCUUAUGCACAAACGUCACACUCGCACAAUCCUCGAAAUGUUUAACAACUAUCACGAAUCAUGUCAAACAAACUACCCCUGUGUACAUUCCCAUAACUUCGGAUCAUCUCAAACAUCAAAGAACCUAUGAAGCUCUUGUCUUUCCGAACAAAGUCUCCUACCCAGAUGUUUACUCGUGCACCAAGAUGAUCCAAGGUCAUGUAAGAAACAAUCGGCUUAACAACGCCUUGAAGCUGUUCGACGAAAUGCCAGUUCGGGAUGUGGUAACAUGGAACUCUAUGAUCAAAGGCUGUUUCGACUGUGGGAAUUUGGAGUUAGGUUGUAAGCUGUUUGAAGAAAUGCCUGAAAGAAAUGUGGUUUCUUGGACGACGAUGUUAAACGGGUUGUUGUUAUAUAAAAGGACAAAAGCAGCUGAAAAGUUGUUCUUGGAGAUGCCAUUAAAAGACGAAGCUACCUGGAAUUCAAUGAUUCAUGGAUAUUUCAUAAAUGGGAGAGUAGAAGAUGCUGUGAGGUUGUUCCACGAGAUGCCAAACAGGAGUAUCAUCACUUGGACCUCCAUGAUCAGCGGGCUUGAUCUAGCUGGAAAGAGUGAUGACGCGUUACUUCUCUUCAACCAGAUGAUGCCAUCUGGCAUUCGACCCACUUCAUUUACAUUCUCAUCUGCAAUAACAGCUUCUGCAAAUGCAAAAGAUUUCCAUUUAGGUGUCAAGAUCCAUGGUCAGGUAAUCAAACUUGGUUACCUUUCAGACACAUACAUUACUUCCCCUUUAAUCACAUUUUAUGCACAUUGCAAUGACACUGAUAGUUCCUCAAAAGUUUUUAAUGAGAAUCCACAAACGUCUGUGGUAGUCUGGACUUCCCUCUUAACUGGAUACAGUUUAAAUUCCAAACAUGAGAAAGCAUUACAAGUAUUCUCCAACAUGUUUAGAUCUAAUGUUCUUCCAAAUCAAUCUUCAUUCACUAGUGCCUUAAAUUCAUGUUGUGAAAUGGAAGAUUCAAACAAAGGGAAUGUAAUCAAUGGAGCAGCUAUCAAACUAGGACUUGAAUCCGACAUGUUUGUAGGCAAUUCCCUUAUUGUAUUCUACACAAAACAUGGGAAUAUACAAAACGGAUUAUCCGUAUUUAAACAAAUACCUAAAAAGAAUAUUGUUUCAUGGAACUCUAUGAUUGUAGGAUGUGCACAAAAUGGUUAUGGGAUGUGGAGUUUAAUCCUUUUUAACCAAAUGAUAAGUAAAGGGAUGUUAAAUGAAGCUGAUGAUAUAACAUUUACUGGGCUUCUUUCUGCUUGUAGUCAUUCUGGAAUGUUAGAAAAAGGACAAAAUAUAUUUAACUAUUUAUUAAAGUAUAAGUUUAAGAAGGUGAAGCUUGAGCAUUAUGCAUGUAUGGUUGAUAUUUUAGGGCGUAGUGGGAGGUUACAUGAAGCUGAAGAGUUGAUUAAAAACAUGCCAAUGGAACCGAAUAAAUCUAUUUGGCUAUCUUUACUUAGUGCUUGUAAGAUGCAUUCAAAUUUAAAAAUGGCUGAAAGAGUUACACAAGCUAUUUUCAACAUAGAUCAAGAUUGUAGUGCUGCGUAUACGCUUUUAUCAAAUUUGUAUGCUUUUUCUGGUAGAUGGAAUGAUGUUUUGAGAAUUCGGGAGUUGAUGAAAAGCAAAGGGGUUGUAAAAGAGCCAGGGCAUAGUGUUGCAUAG